AUGGAGCAUCAGUGCCUUACAAGCCUACUGCGACCAGUGAGCCCACGGGUCAGCGUUGUGCCCGACGGGGGCACCUCGGGCGGCCUCUCAGAGGGGCGACAUGAGCCGAGUCCUGAAGAAGGAAUAGGAUGUAAGGAGCUGAAGACAAGGACUCCCGGCAGAGGAGACUCAAGCCCGAGGGGCCCUGCCAGCCCAGCAGAGGAAAGCCAUGCCAGCGGGGCCACAGGGGGCCACCGUGCACACCACGGUGGGAUGGCAGGCUCCGGCCUGAGAGACAGACCCAGCUCAGACCACGGGCCGCCCUGCUCGUCAGAUGUGCUGACACACUCCUCAGCUCUGGCACCCACACCUGCCACCGCUCUGCUCACACCUGUGGCUCCUGCCAGGGGGUUGGCGGUGAUGGUCAAACUCCAGAGAAACUCAGGAUAG
Rangifer tarandus platyrhynchus (Svalbard reindeer) is the source of this 429-nucleotide messenger RNA. Lineage: Eukaryota; Metazoa; Chordata; Mammalia; Artiodactyla; Cervidae. The record is from the annotation of a GenBank genome assembly.